This is a messenger RNA of Plasmopara halstedii, 1511 nucleotides long. RefSeq lists its product as uncharacterized. The record is from RefSeq and is a predicted model, not a curated record. Bases 92 to 304 code for a protein of 70 amino acids. Lineage: Eukaryota; Oomycota; Peronosporomycetes; Peronosporales; Peronosporaceae. The transcript has a single exon.
CAUCCAAUAACUCACUGCGAUACUGUCACUACUCCUCGCAAUUAUACGAUACGUAAACAGGGACAAGAUCGCUCGAAUUUAACCAACAGUGAUGAAUAGCAUUAGCUUGCGCAUUACACGCAACGAUAAACAACAUCGUCUUAUCGAAAUGAAGUUAGAUGUAAAGCUUGAUUUGAACUCGAGACCAUGCACCAAGGAAAUAUUUUUUAUAGUCAGGCAAGCCAGAAGAAGUGGCAUAAAGGUCGAAGCAGAUCUAAAGAAACACGCCGUAGUGCAUCAUGAGUCCAACGUGGCCCAAUUGUAAUGAUCAAAGCCUUUUUAACAGAGACGCGAUAUUAAUUUGCUGAAAGAUGAGUCUCUGUGCUGAUUACGCUUCUUGCCAUAAAUCCUGCUUUCGCACUUACAGACUUGGCGAUUGUUCGGUAAAAAAUAUCGUUGAUUGUCCUUUACAGCAAUAGCAGCAAGAUUUCGCAGACUUUACGCCAACAACGUCAAACUUCGAUUUCAGCAUCGACAUGAGAUUGAUGUUGCGUCGGUCGUCUUUACAGGGCAACAACAACACGAGCAAGUAGUGGCUACGAGGGAGAAGGUGUGUCCGGUAGAGAUAGUAACAAUUCAACCAGCAAAGGUUUGCGAGCUCUUUUCCAUUAUUUUUAGCUUUUACUGUAGCAAUAUCGACGAGCAAUACACGCUGCGUUGUUGCUUUAUUCUUUAUUGAGCCACUGGAGAGAAUAUCGCGCUAUACUAAUGUAGAAGGUAUUUAAUGGUACCCAGAGAACCUUGAGUCUUCUCACCUCCAGCCUCCACCCCUUUGCUCACCGACAAAGCGGCAGCAUUUCCGAUCCAUCAGCAUUACAACAUAAUGCACUUCUCAACCAUCUCUAGACGUUCAGUCCGAAAACAUGUAAUGUAAUCGCAUUUCAUCCUUUUCGUGAUUAAAGGCUUCGUAGUCGGCGCUGAAGAUCAUUCAUAGUUAAAGAAAUAAAUUUUCUCGAUAUCGACGCGUUCUUGACAAAUGCACGAUAUUUAUGAAACAUACAUAGCAACCCAAUUGAAUAGGUCAGAAAAGUAUCAAAAUCGAAAAAUAGAGCAAUUUGGUAGCUUCGCUUCCAGUGACUGAAUCAACCGUCAUACAACUUAUCGUGCGAGAACUGUGUACGGUACAACGAGACUUGUGUGUCAAUAUUUCAUUUGUCAAGGUCUCCCGAUCAAAUAUUUGAUUGAAUACUUUCGAGAUCAAGGCAAAUAAAGAUUUCUGCGAUAGAUCGAGCGCCUCUUUCGCCCGCGUGGACAAUCGAAGUUGCACGGUUAGUUGAUGCUUUUCUUUGUAAUCGCAGAUUUGAAAAUGCUGUGCAUGUGUACGUGACGUUGAGCGUUUGUGAAUGAUGUACGAGGACGCUUGACUUUUUCAGUCAAUGCCAUUGGUGUGUAAGGUUCGAAAAUAACGAGCUCGAUUUCUGUAAUACAUUCCUCAAACGAUAUAUAUAAUAACAUGAUAUACUUCGACCAUA